AUGCAGUUCACCAUCGUCACCAUCUUGGCCGCCGCUGCCACCGCCCUCGCCCUGCCAACUGAGUCGGGCUCCUCCAGCUCCGGCAGCGGCACCUGCGCAAAGGGCUCCGAGAUCUCCUGCUGCGUCACCAACAGCGGCGACAGCGGUACCCUGGGCAAUGUCCUCGGUGGCAGCUGCUUGCUCGACCAAGUCUCCCUCUUGUCCGCUCUCGACAACCAGUGCCCAGCUGGCAACACCUUCUGCUGCCCAACGAACCAGGACGGCACCCUGAACAUCAACGUCUCUUGCAUCCCUAUCAACGCUUAA
Molecule: messenger RNA, 306 nt
Organism: Zasmidium cellare ATCC 36951
Lineage: Eukaryota; Fungi; Ascomycota; Dothideomycetes; Mycosphaerellales; Mycosphaerellaceae
Exons: 3
Coding region: 1-306 (101 amino acids)
Source: RefSeq, a predicted model, not a curated record